GACAAAGCGACAUAUCCAUAAACCUCAUAACAUUGUAUACCACAGUCGCUCCGCAAAUCCCAAAAGAUGGAUACAGAAAAGUUGACGCAGUACAACCGCGAGUUCUUUGACAAAGCCGCGGAGUCAUUGAUAUUUGAGACUCCCUGGAUCCGGGACCUCGUCAACCACAUCAUUGACUUUAUUCGUGAAAAUAAGGAAUGGAUCGGCGUCUUCAAAGACCCAAACUGCCCUGAACAGGGUUUGAAAAUGCUGGAUUACGCCUGCGGUGAUGGUGCCGCCUCCAAGGCUUUGAUUUCCUCCUUCUCCGUAUUCCGAGGCAUCGACAUCUCCAGCGGCAUGGUCUCGCAGUACAACGCCACCGGCCAAUCUCAAGGCUUCUCUCCACAAACCUGGUACGCCGUCCAAGGAAACCUACUCGAGGACUCCGAAGCGCUCAAGGACCCCGAUCUCCAGGAUUUCGACCUAGUGGUCAUAUCAAUGGCACUUCACCACGUCCCGCCCCAGGAAAUGGUACACAAGCUGGCCGGGUGCCUGCGACCUGGCGGGACGCUGCUCGUGAUUGAUUUUGUCAAGUUUGAGGUAUCGGGUGGGGAUCUCCCGGCUGUGCAUACUAUGACGCGGCAUGGAUUUACGAAGCAAGAGGUUCUAGAUUUGUUUGCUGGGGCGAAGUUGCAGGAUGAGGGACAUAUAUUGCAUCCGGAAAUGACGACGGUGCCGGAUAUGAUGGGUGGGAAGCAGCGACUGUUUCUUGCUAGGGCGAGGACGGCAUUGGGUAGCAAAUGAUCUUUCCAAGAUGAAGGUCGGCUUAGACAAACGAAGGUAUGGAAUUGGAAUGAACUGAGGAAUGCUUUUUCCGAACCAACCAAUUCUACAAUCCAAGUCAAUUACGAGGCGGUGUCAAAGAACAGAAGUAGGUCGUUUUAAUGCCUUUUCUUUUUGUCCUUUUAGCUACAGACCACCUGCUCUUACUGGUCAAACCCAAGAGUCAACCUCAGCUUCGUCG
Messenger RNA from Pseudomassariella vexata, 1003 nucleotides. RefSeq names its product S-adenosyl-L-methionine-dependent methyltransferase. The transcript has 3 exons. Gene Ontology annotation, molecular function: S-adenosylmethionine-dependent methyltransferase activity. Bases 67 to 783 code for a protein of 238 amino acids. The record is from RefSeq and is a predicted model, not a curated record. NCBI's taxonomy places the organism in Eukaryota, Fungi, Ascomycota, Sordariomycetes, Amphisphaeriales, Pseudomassariaceae.